UCGAGUGCCGAUAGAAUGGCAGCACGCAAACGACCUUUAGUUUAGCUGUUUAUCGUUCACUUUGCCACUAUUAAGUGUAUAUUAUUGUACGUGCGGGACCUGGGCAAACCGUUGAAUGAGCAAAACUUAAAGGAUAAUGCUCAGAUUAAAAAUGAUCAGAUUUGCAUCUGGAAGAUUGAAGAUAUUGUCUGGGGUUCCAGUAUGGGGAUGUCUUCGGCAAAUACCCAGAGCACCAAACUACACCACAAAAGCUCAGCUGCUGUUUCAUUCUCAAGCCUCCUCUGUGUUCAUGGCAUCCAGACUGACCUGCACCGACAGGUUGCUGAGCAUCAUCAGGCCUGUGAGCUGGCAUGCCUCCCGUCUCUGUCAUGGGGAUUCACGAGGCACCUCAGACAGCAGCGACGGUAAAGGGGGCUUCAGCUUGAAGGCCCUCACCGAGGCUCCCAAACCGGCGCUGUACCUCGGUGUCUCUGGGCUCAUCCCCUUCCUGUCCGCCCCCCUCCUGAUGGCUGCCACACAGUCCUUCUACCCUGUAGUGGCGUACGCUCAGGUGGUAUACGGAGCCUCUAUCGUGUCCUUCCUCGGAGGGGCCCGCUGGGGGUUUGCCAUCCCUGAAGGCAGUCCUGCUCGGCCAGACUGGAUGAACUUGGGCAACAGCGUGGUGCCGUCACUUGUGGCCUGGCUGGCACUGCUCUGCAGGGACAAUAUCACUGAAGGUGCGCUUGUAGUCAUCAUGGGACUGGGUCUGUCGCUGCAUUACGACCUGACCCUGCUGCCCGGCUACCCUGCCUGGUUCAAAGCCAUGCGGACAAUCCUCACUCUUGUCGCUACCUUCUCACUGGUGGCCACACUGGCACUUAAGAACUUCUGUACUGAGAAGAAAAUCGAAGAGAUUCAGAAGUGAUUUAAGUUAGUACUACAAGCCACAUGGACAAAAUAGUGUGAACUCAAGUGAAGAUCUGCAGACAGUUUAUGCUGUACUACAGUUCACAGAACCAAUGCUGGUACUUAUAUAAUAAAAAAAAACCAUAAAAUCAUAUUUUAAAAAUGUAUAUAGCAGCAUUUUUCUUAGUUGCACAAUGGGCAUGGGGAUUUUCCGUUCAUGAGAGUCAUAAUUAAAAUAAAACGUAGAAAUAAACAGACUUUAAGGACAAGGG
Messenger RNA from Stegastes partitus (bicolor damselfish), 1157 nucleotides. RefSeq names its product transmembrane protein 69. Bases 137 to 904 code for a protein of 255 amino acids. NCBI's taxonomy places the organism in Eukaryota, Metazoa, Chordata, Actinopteri, Pomacentridae. The transcript has 3 exons. The record is from RefSeq and is a predicted model, not a curated record.